AUGCCAGCACCAACACUGUAUCUCCAUGCAAAUGGACUGGGAUCUCAUGCAACAGCCUUGGAAGUGUAUAACAGAGAUAAGCUUACCAGGUGCGGGCUUCCAAGCAAUCAAAUUUCUGGUUCAAUUCCUCCACAAUUUGGGAAUUUAACGAAUCUCGAUAAUCUUGAUCUAUCCAAUAACAGUCUAACAGGGAAUUUAACAAAGCUGACAGUCCUCAACCUCAAUAAAAAUCAAAUUUCUGGUUCAAUUCCUCCACAAUUUGGGAAUUUGAUGAAUCUCGAAAAGCUUGUUCUAUCCAAUAACAUUCUAACAGGUUCUAUCCCUUCCACUUUAGGGAACUUGACAAAGCUGACAGUCCUCUUCCUCUUUCAAAAUCAAAUUUCUGGUUCUAUUCCUCCAGAACUUGGGAAUUUAAUGAAUCUCAAUGGGCUAACAUUGAACCAAAACAAUCUGACUGGUCCAAUUCCUCCUGCUUUGGGUAAUUUGAGAAAUCUUACAGAGUUGUUCCUCAACAGCAAUCAAAUUUCUGGUUCAAUUCCUCCACAAUUUGGGAAUUUUAUGAAUCUCGACAAACUUGAUCUAUCCAAUAACAGUCUAACAGGUUCUAUCCCUUCCACUUUAGGAAAGUUAACCAAGCUUACUGUAUUGUCCCUUUCUUACUGUCAAUUAUCUGGUUCGUUGCCUCAAGAAAUGACAAAAAUGACAAAUCUUUCUCAACUCAACUUGGAUGGCAACAGCCUCUAUGGCCAUUUACCUCAGUUAUGCCAGGGCAGAUCUCUUCAAGCCUUCACUGCUGUUGGCAACCAUUUCACUGGUGAGAUCCCAAAAAGCAUCAGAAAUUGCACUAGCUUAAUAAGAGUGCGACUUAAUGGAAACCGACUUGCUGCAAACGUAUCGGAAGCCUUUGGUGUAUACCCGCAUCUCAUAUUCAUGGACAUCAGUGACAACAUGUUGUUUGGUGAACUCUCACCAAAUUGGGGAGAAUGCCAAAAUUUGACAAAGCUACAAUUAUCUGGGAACAUGAUCGCCGGUAGAAUUCCUCCUGAGAUAGGGCAGUUGACUCAGCUAAGUGUGCUUGGUCUUUCUUCAAACCAUCUGGUAGGCGAGAUUCCAAAGGAAUUUGGGAGGCUGACUUCUUUGUUCAACUUAACUUUAAAUGAAAACCAGCUUUCUGGUCAGAUACCCCAAGAGAUUGGAAAACUAUCCAAUUUGGAGGUUCUUGACUUGUCAAUGAAUCACCUAAGUGGUCCAAUACCACCUCAAUUAGGUGAUUGCUUCAAACUCCAAUAUCUGAAAUUGAGCAAAAAUGUUUUUAAUGGAAGCAUUCCUUUUCAGAUCGGUAACCUAGUAUACCUACAGGAUUUACUAGAUCUAAGUCAUAACUCCCUCAAUGGACAGAUAUCACCACAAUUCACGAAAUUGAUUCGGCUGGAAAAGUUAAACCUCUCCCACAACAUGCUGUCAGGCUCCAUUCCACCUUCUUUUGAAGGGAUGUUCAGUUUGCAAUCCAUUGAUUUUUCAUUCAAUGCUUUGGAAGGUCCUCUUCCCAACAGCAAAAGCUUUCAGAAGGCUCCUGCAAAGGCAUUCAUAAAUAAUAAAGGCUUAUGUGGUGAAGUGCAAGGUUUGCGACCUUGCAAUGCCUCUUCAAUCAGUCAUGGUGAUGCGAUGAAAGGUCAUAGAGUUGUAAUCUUCAUUAUUCUUCCUGUCUCAGUGGCCUUGUUUCUUUUAUUUGUAAUCAUUGGCAUUUCUUGCAUUUAUUACCAAAAAAGAAGAAAUAUAAAGAAAGAGGUUCUUAAGAGGAGCAGCGAAAAUCCAUUUUCAAUAUGGAAUUAUGAUGGAAUUGCUGUGUUCGAAGACAUCGUGGAGGCAACAGAGGGUUUUGACAACAAAUACUGCAUUGGAAUUGGAGGGUAUGGAAAAGUUUACAAAGCAAAUCUACCAAUGGGUCAAGUAGUAGCUGUGAAGAAACUUCACCUACUCGAAGGAGGGGAUCAAUCUAAUCAAAGAAGUUUUAGAAAUGAGAUACAAGCAUUAACCGAAAUCCGCCAUCGCAACAUAGUGAAGCUUUAUGGCUUUUGCUGCCAUGCUCGAUACUCGUUUCUCGUCUAUGAGUACAUGGAAAGGGGAAGCUUGGCAAGUAUCCUCAGCAAUGAUGAAGGAGCUGCACAAUUGGACUGGACUCUAAGGGUGAAGAUUAUUAAAAGUGUGGCCCAUGCUUUAUCUUACAUGCACCAUGAUUGCACCCUGCCAAUUGUCCAUCGAGACCUAUCAAGCAACAACGUUCUGCUGAAUUCCGAACUUGAGGCUUGUGUUUCUGAUUUUGGCACUGCACGAUUGCUGAUACCUGAUUCAUCCAAUCGAACUAUGCUUGCAGGCACUUAUGGAUACAUCGCUCCUGAGCUUGCCUAUACAAUGAGGGUGACUGAGAAAUGCGACGUCUAUAGCUUUGGUGUUGUGGCACUUGAAGUGAUGAUUGGAAGGCAUCCUGGGCAACUCAUCUCCUCCUUGUCAUCACCAAAUAGAGAUGAUCCACUGCUAAAGGAUAUGUUGGACCAACGUCUCUCCAAUCCGACGGCGGAGGUUGCACACGAAGUCAUAUUUGCAGUGUCCAUGGCCCUUGCAUGCAUUCGGCCGGAUCCUGACUCUCGGCCAACCAUGCACCAUGUGGCCCAGGAGCUAUCUGUUGGUGGGCCUUCUUUCUCUCUAGAGCCAUUUCAUGCACUUACAUUUCGUCAACUGAUGGAUCUAAAGGUAUAAUUGGGUGUAUGAAAAUCAAUGAGGUUGUGGGCAUGUAGUGGCAAGAACAUUGCUGUGUGUGUCUAUU
Magnolia sinica is the source of this 2824-nucleotide messenger RNA. RefSeq names its product MDIS1-interacting receptor like kinase 2-like. The coding region runs from base 1 to 2757 and encodes 918 amino acids. Gene Ontology annotation, biological process: protein phosphorylation. The transcript is spliced from 4 exons. Gene Ontology annotation, molecular function: ATP binding; protein binding; protein kinase activity. The record is from RefSeq and is a predicted model, not a curated record. NCBI's taxonomy places the organism in Eukaryota, Viridiplantae, Streptophyta, Magnoliopsida, Magnoliales, Magnoliaceae.